AUGGUUGUCAAAUCAGGUUGGGUCCAGGUUAAAUCAGCAUGUCAUUUUCAGGUUGAUUUGACAUCAGAUUCAGUUCGGGUUCAAGUCGAGUUAAUUUUAGUUUUGAUUGAUGUCAGCUCAAGCCAAAACAGUUCAGGACCGAAGCAGUUAAAUACAAGGUUCUUGAGACGUGAAUUUUCGCCGGUAAGGUUUCUCAAGAACUUUGGUCGUAAAGUAGCAAAGGGUUUAAUGACAUUUUUUAGGCCUUCUCCUCCUAAGCUUACCUCUUCUUCUUCUUCUUCAAGAGGAUCAAAGCCAUUUGUGACUCAUGUUGUUGAUUCUCAUAGAAACGCUGCCGUUGAGGACUGCAUCCGAUUUAUCAACUCUUCUGCUUCUUUGCCUACGUCAAAUUCUGUUUCUGGCCCUACAUAA
Messenger RNA from Hibiscus syriacus, 411 nucleotides. Its product is annotated as josephin-like protein. The record is from RefSeq and is a predicted model, not a curated record. NCBI's taxonomy places the organism in Eukaryota, Viridiplantae, Streptophyta, Magnoliopsida, Malvales, Malvaceae. Bases 1 to 411 code for a protein of 136 amino acids. The transcript is spliced from 3 exons.